Messenger RNA from Stylophora pistillata, 2042 nucleotides. RefSeq names its product gamma-soluble NSF attachment protein. Gene Ontology annotation, molecular function: soluble NSF attachment protein activity; syntaxin binding. Lineage: Eukaryota; Metazoa; Cnidaria; Anthozoa; Scleractinia; Pocilloporidae. The record is from RefSeq and is a predicted model, not a curated record. Gene Ontology annotation, biological process: intracellular protein transport. Gene Ontology annotation, cellular component: vacuolar membrane; SNARE complex.
AUCAAAAUGGCGGCUUUGCAGGAAAGAAAACUGCAGGAAGGUCUUCAGUUGUUAAAAGAGGCCGAAAAAUUUGAAAAGACCAGCUGGUUGAAAUGGAAACCUGAUUGGGACAGUGCAGCAGAUAAAUACAUGAAAGCUGGAACAUGUUUCAAAACUGCCAAAUCUUAUGACAGAGCUGCUGAGGCAUUCAAAAAAGCUGCUGAUGCCCAUUCUAAUUCAAAUGCCUUGUUCCAUGCAGCAAAGGCUUUAGAACAAGCUGCUUCAGUACUAAAGGAGAUGAAAAAUGUCACAGAGGCUGUUUCUUUGGUGGAAAGAGCUGUUGAGAUGUACCGACAAAGUGGUAAUCCAGAUACAGGGGCUUUUGCCCUCAUCAGAGGAGCCAAGUUGUGUGAUAGCAGUGAUCCAGCAAAGGCAGCUGAGCUUUACAUCUUAGCUAGUGAAAUGAAUGUUUCUGAAGACAAAGUUAGGGAAGCCAUUGAACCUUUAUCAAAGGCUAUCAACCUUCUUUUAAAAUUGAGGAGAUUUCCAGAGGCUCUGAAUGUCAUGAAACAACAGAGGAAACUAUAUGAGCAAAUAGAGAACUUUCAAAUGAUGUCCAAGGUUGUUCUGAGCAUGGUUGUUGUUCAUCUUCAUGAGAGUGACUAUGUAGCAGCAGAUAACUGUUACAAAGAUUCUUUUGAAAUUCCUGGGUUUGGCAGUUCAGACGAAGCAGUUGCAGCUGAAAAAAUUUUGGACUGUUUUGAUCGCAGUGAUUCUGAUGGAAUGAAAAGUUGUACAUCACAAGCCCUCUUCACAUACUUAGACAAUGAGAUUGCCAAGCUAUCUCGAAGUUUACGUGUUCCAGGUGACACAGGAGCUAAAGGAUUCACAGAAAGAAGACUUGUCACAAAUUUAAAUCAUCAUCAUUUGAAAACUGACAUGCAGCUGUCUGCAAAUCCAGUAUCAAAUUCCACAGGUCAAGAGAAGCCAGGCAAAGAACAAGCCAUAGAAGAUGAGUUAGAGGAAGGUGGGCUCUGUUAAGUUUGUGGAGGAAAGAUAUACCAACCAUGGCCUGGAGGUGGAAAAGAAUUUACAAUUUUCAAUCAAUAUAUUUGCUCUGGAAAUUAGGAUGUGGAGAUUGUUUGUGAGAAUAUGAUCUUUAAGCAGACUUGGUAUCAGGUGCAAAAUCUCAUAAACACCCUCAGCCUUACUAGCAGAAAUUUUCUAUGUUAUGGAGAUUUCAAACUCGACCAAGUUUUCUUUUUUUCAACUUGUUAACCAAAGGGGUAAGGUAGAAAUAAAUUCAGGGCUGACAUAAAUAGUCAGUGAAACUAAUUGCUGGAAAUUUAAAAACAUGCCCCUUUCAUAUGGAAAAUGUUGAAGGGAAUUCUCAGAAUUGGGAUCUGAACUCUCAUAAGGGAUACUAGGUGUGAAAUAUAGGUUGCAUGCUGUUGUUUAUGCAAUGGAAAACCAAAAAAAAAAUAGGAAAAUUCUUCUGGAAGUCAAAUGUUGUAAGGUUCAAAGAGUGUGGACUUCAUCAUUUUCUAAAAUAUUUCAUCACCUUAUGUUUUUUUAUGACUUUUUUUUUUAUCCACAAUGAAAAUGUUGACAAACAAAAAAUUUACAUUACUAAACUACUAUUAAUUCAAAGAUCUAACAAAUAAAACAAAGUGACAGAUAUCACUUAGAAUUAGAUUGUGCAUUGCUUACCCCUAACCCCCCAAAAAACUGGAAAAUGUUUGUGCUUUUCUCUAAUUGGUCAUUUACAAUAACUUUUGAAAGAAAAAGCUAAGCUUUAUGUUUGUCAUGAUUAUAGAAAAAAGAAAUUUUUUACCUUUAAAAGCUUUGACUCUAAGAGAGUGCAGCACAGAAUUCCUGCUCUACACUGUUACUUAAUUAUGUGCAUGGACUCAUUAGUGACUAAUAAACUGUUAAUAAUAAACUGAAAAGUUAAUUGAUACUUGAGGUACUGGUUUAGCUACAAAGUCUAUCCAAAUAAAAUAUCUUAGAUCUCAGAAAUACUUAAAUAUCAACUUGAUAAUUAAAGGACCACAAAGACAGGG